CGGCGCAGCCCACGGUUUCGGUCGGGACACACACAGAAAGCGAACCCGCGGCGCGGCGGCCACGCGGCGACCAAGACAGACAACGAGCACGGGCGUCCCUGUCGAGCCACCCACCUUCCCCAUCCUGCGCGGGAGAUCUCUCUCUCUCUCUCUCUCUCUCUCAGUCCCUUCUCCUCCUCCGCCGCCGCAGUCCCAUUCCGCGCGCCCCAUUCAUGGCGCCGUCGCGCCCGCUCAUGCGCGGGAUCCGCCCGCCGCGGGUAUUCUCCACGCGCCCCGGCGGCGGCGGCCGCGUCUCGCCGUACGCCGUCGCGCUCGGGGCCCUGCUCAUCGCCUCCGCCUUCCUCCUGGCGCUCAUCGCCUUCGGCGUCUUCUCGCUCCCCGUCUCCGCCCCCAACCUCGCCACCACCGCCGGCGGGGGAGAGACCGAGUCCGGCAGCACCGAGGAAUCCGGCGGCAGUGAGUCCCACUCCGCGCGCUCCCGCGCCCGCCGCGAUCUCAGCGAGGGGCUGGGCGAGCGUGGCGCACAGUGGACGGAGGUCAUCUCAUGGGAGCCCAGGGCGUUCGUCUAUCACAACUUCCUGUCCAAGGAAGAGUGUGAAUACUUGAUUGGAUUGGCCAAGCCUCGCAUGGAGAAAUCAACAGUUGUUGAUAGCACUACUGGUAAAAGCAAGGACAGCAGGGUUCGCACAAGUUCAGGCAUGUUUCUUCGAAGAGGACGUGACAAGGUUAUUCGGGCCAUCGAAAGGAGGAUAGCAGACUACACCUUUAUACCUGCAGAACAUGGAGAGGGACUCCAAGUCCUGCACUAUGAAGUAGGGCAGAAGUAUGAACCCCACUUUGACUAUUUUCUUGACGAGUUCAACACCAAGAAUGGUGGUCAGAGGAUGGCCACUAUUCUUAUGUAUCUAUCAGAUGUUGAAGAAGGGGGUGAGACUAUUUUCCCCGAUGCAAAUGUGAAUAGCAGUUCUUUACCAUGGCACAAUGAACUUUCAGAGUGUGCCAGAAAAGGUCUCGCUGUCAAACCAAAGAUGGGAGAUGCACUUCUUUUCUGGAGCAUGAACCCAGAUGCCACUCUAGACCCAUUAAGUUUGCAUGGGGGCUGUCCUGUUAUUAGAGGGAAUAAAUGGUCCUCGACCAAGUGGAUGCAUGUUGGCGAGUACAAAACAUGAGCUAUCUGAAGUGUUUCCAAAGGUGACACGAUUUGACCAUGUGACUGGGGCUCUUUCCAGGAUGGUGCCCGUGUACCUGCAUAUUAGGCUUUACAGAUCAUCGACCCACCAUUGUGACCAUUUCCCCUCGAGGAUAUCUCUAAUCAAUACAGCCAAUAAGCAGGGGGGGCAUAUUCUUGGAGACUGACUUGCCUUUUUUUUUCUCCUCCUUUUCUCUCUUGUUGCAGACUUGCAGUAUACCCCCCAACUGUUAUAGAGGAAGGAUGAUGACGGUGUAGUGUUGAGGGGGCAAUAUAGGAUUUGGAGUUCCAUCUUUUCUUCUUUUUCUCUUGGGUACCUUAUUCAGUCAUUCUUGUCCUACCUGUAGCAUUAGUGCACCAUACUGUACUGUUGAGGUUGAGAUAUACUACUGAAUAAUGAUAAGGAGGAUUAGAGUUUGUCCUCCUGCAUGUAUGUCAUAUCAGAUUCUGUUAAAUACUUACUGAAUUGGCCCGACCCAUAAAUUUGGCAACUUCCA
Molecule: messenger RNA, 1686 nt
Organism: Brachypodium distachyon (stiff brome)
Lineage: Eukaryota; Viridiplantae; Streptophyta; Magnoliopsida; Poales; Poaceae
Product: probable prolyl 4-hydroxylase 3
Exons: 7
Coding region: 213-1169 (318 amino acids)
Biological process (GO): peptidyl-proline hydroxylation to 4-hydroxy-L-proline
Cellular component (GO): endoplasmic reticulum
Molecular function (GO): procollagen-proline 4-dioxygenase activity; iron ion binding; L-ascorbic acid binding
Source: RefSeq, a predicted model, not a curated record